AUGUCAAAUCAGUUCACAAUCUCCAAGAUUCUUCAUAUUUCUACUGGACAAGCAUUAAAAGCUGUGUUUAAUACUUCAAACGAAGAUACUAAUCGACAAACAAACCUUACCUCUUCUACAUCUGUUUCAACUGAAAAUCAACAAUCUACACAUCCUUAUAUAGGUGAGAUGACAUUGAAUAACUCUGACUUAUUGAUGAUGAACCGAUUUCAGCAUAGUAUUCCAUCGACAACAAACAGUAAUAACAAUGAGCAUAAAGAUUAUGAAACGAAAUUAGGUCUACAUUCUAAUGCAUUUAGCUUCUAUACAACAUAUAUGCAAAAUUCACUUUCAUCUAAUAUAAACGCAUACAGUGGAACAAACAAUCAAGUUGAAUUGCAUUUAAACAAAAUUAAUAACUUUGAUAAUCUAUACACUGCUAGACAACUUCAAGAGAAGGAGCAACAUAAACCAGAAAUUAGUCUAGAUGAAACUAAUAACAAUUACUGUUUAAUUGAUCAACCUUUCAAUAAUAAUAGUCAAGAGAUUCGACAGAAAUUUCUAAAUUUAUUCAAUGAGAUUGUAACUAAGCAAAAUAUAAUGAAUAGUGGUAAAAGUCUACAGUUAAUACAAACUGAAAAAACUGCCAAAAUUGACAAUGAUGAAAAUAAUCUAUUGUUGGGACACAGUAAUUGCAAUGAAAACGUUUCAUUUACUUCUUGUCAAGAAGACUCUACUCCAUCUGUUGUCAGCCCAUCAGUAUCAAAUGUAACAAACCCCUCAUCCUUACAUAUUAUUCAAACUAUAAAUAAUAACAAACUAAAACUGGAAGACAAAUUAUUGCCUUUGUUACACAAAGUAUUUAAACUCAAUUCAAACCAAACAAUCACUUUUGAAGACAGUCAACAUGCCACAGUUAAUAAGAACUUAAACUCGAAUCUUCUACUAAAUUUAAAACUCCCAGUCAACUGUAUGAAUAUGAGUGAUGUAAUAAAGUCGAAUGAAAAAGUAUCACAGAUAUUGUGUUUAAAAUCUGAUACGAAUGAAAGAACAACGCCUUACACAGGAAAACAGCUACCAAAGAGGAAAACACGUAAAACUCAUCAAUCUAAACUGAAACAAAAUCAUGAGUUGGAACGUAAGCCUAGACAAGCUUACUCAACAGUUCAACUUGAACGUUUAGAAACAGAAUUUGAAAGGGAUAAAUACCUAAAACUGAAUAGACGAAUUGAGCUGUCGAAUGAAUUAAACCUAACAGAGACACAAAUCAAAACUUGGUUUCAAAAUCGUCGAACUAAAUGGAAAAAGAAGGUGUAUUCAUUGGAUUCUACAAGUCGAUCCUCUUUAAAUUUAAAUAAACAUGAAAAUAAAUUAUGGUCAAUGAAUAGUAUAUCCACUGACACUGAAGAACAACAACAGUCUACAAUGGACAGCAGUUAUACAACUUUUCUACCUACUCAAAUGAUGAAUGUUAAUUUUAAUUAUGACGAUAAACCAAUAGCAAGUUAUAAUAAUCCUCAAUUAAAAGUUAAUCUAUGGUCUAUAUGUCCCACAUCAAAUGUAACAAAAUUAUAA
Heterobilharzia americana is the source of this 1554-nucleotide messenger RNA. The record is from the annotation of a GenBank genome assembly. NCBI's taxonomy places the organism in Eukaryota, Metazoa, Platyhelminthes, Trematoda, Strigeidida, Schistosomatidae.